CUCCCAUUCAAGUACCUUAAACAGCUGGGUCAUGGUCGAAGCGGCGUGGUGGAUAAGGUCGAAGAUAAAGACCCGGAUGAAGGCAGCGUCUAUGCGCGGAAAAACAUCUACGUCCGUGGACUCCAAAAGAGAAAGGACGAGAUACGGAAGGCAUAUCAGAAUGAAAUCAAGAUUGUAGGCAAGGUGAAGGGGCACCACCAUUUCGUACGCCUGAUUGCAACAUACACUACGACGAACCCUGAGGCCGUGGGCUUGAUCCUACAACCGGCUGCGGACGGCGGAGACUUGGAACAUUUCCUGAAUAGGGUUCGGAAACCUAUCGAAAAUUCGCGAUCUGGUACACAACUGUUGGGGGACGACUCCUCUAUCUUGAAACAAGCAUUCGGAUGUUUAGCAGGCGGUCUAGCAUACAUGCAUCAACUUGGGAUCCGCCACAAAGAUAUCAAACCCCGGAAUAUCUUGGUUCAUGAGGGCUGCGUUACCUACGCGGAUUUCGGAUUCUCAUUAGAUUUCAGUGAGCUACAAAGUAGCACCACGAACAACCAGCCUGUCGUUUCGAAACGAUAUACUGCUCCUGAAGUACUCGAUCGCGAGCCCCGGAACUCUAAAUCAGAUGUGUAUGCGUUGGGCUGCGUAUACGUGGAUUUGCUCUCGACUCUGACUGGAGCCGCCGAUAUUGACGACGAAAGCGAAUUCCCGAACGACAUAGAGCGCCUCCAAAGCCAGCUGGAGCAGAUGCCAGUGGAUCCCUCCAUGGAAUUCCUCGCCGAUGUC
This is a messenger RNA of Trematosphaeria pertusa, 774 nucleotides long. RefSeq names its product kinase-like protein. Lineage: Eukaryota; Fungi; Ascomycota; Dothideomycetes; Pleosporales; Trematosphaeriaceae. Gene Ontology annotation, cellular component: cytoplasm; autophagosome. The record is from RefSeq and is a predicted model, not a curated record. The transcript has a single exon. Gene Ontology annotation, biological process: autophagosome organization; protein autophosphorylation; peptidyl-serine phosphorylation. Gene Ontology annotation, molecular function: protein serine/threonine kinase activity; ATP binding. The annotation marks the transcript as partial.